AUGCGUGCCCUCGCAACAUUCGCUUUCCUGCUGGCUGCGGCUACGACCGCCACCUGUCUGCUGGCGUCGGCCACGACCGGCGUCGCCAACGAGCCCAUCGAUCUACAAGGCAGGGCACCACCGGACUACCCCGAAGCCACCAGGCUGGAACGAGAGAAAAAGAUACAAAAAAGCCAUGUCCGCUCAGCUCAAGCAGUUGGUUCUGUGCCUGAAAAGCCAGUAGGUCGGCAGUAA
Molecule: messenger RNA, 234 nt
Organism: Anthostomella pinea
Lineage: Eukaryota; Fungi; Ascomycota; Sordariomycetes; Xylariales; Xylariaceae
Source: the annotation of a GenBank genome assembly